Messenger RNA from Budorcas taxicolor (takin), 2145 nucleotides. RefSeq names its product disintegrin and metalloproteinase domain-containing protein 30-like. Lineage: Eukaryota; Metazoa; Chordata; Mammalia; Artiodactyla; Bovidae. Gene Ontology annotation, biological process: male gonad development; proteolysis. Bases 1 to 2145 code for a protein of 714 amino acids. Gene Ontology annotation, cellular component: sperm head plasma membrane; external side of plasma membrane; plasma membrane. Gene Ontology annotation, molecular function: metalloendopeptidase activity. The record is from RefSeq and is a predicted model, not a curated record. The transcript has a single exon.
AUGAGGUCAGUGAGGACCUGCCUCUCCCCAGGCCGGUCGCUAGUCCUGGCGGUGCUCCUGGUUGACUCUCUUGGCAAGGAUUUACUUUUUCACCCUGAGUGGAGCUUUGACUCCUAUGAAAUCACUAUCCCCAAGAAGCUGAGCUUCCGUGGAGGGGAGCAGAGAGCGGCCAGCCACGUGUCCUACCUCCUGCAGGUAAAAGGCAAGAACCGUGUCCUCCACCUGAGGCCCAAGAGGUUUCUGUUGCCUCGGAAUCUGCAGGUUUUCUCCUUCACAGAACAGGGGAGACUCUUGGAAGAUCACCCUUAUAUACCCAAGGACUGCAACUAUAUGGGCUUGGUUGAAGGAAAUCCGGAUUCUGAAGUUACCAUAAGUACAUGCAUGGGAGGUCUCCGGGGCAUCCUGAAAAUUGCUGCCAAUCAUUAUCAAAUCGAGCCCCGCAAGGCUUCUUCCAAUUUUGAACACAUGGUAUAUCCCCUGGAGAAAGAGGAGGAAUUUCCUAAUCAGAUCUGUGGCUUAACUAAUGAUGAAACAGUAGAGCAGAUGGCCCAGCGUGAGAACAUGGCUAGGUCUCCAGAUUUCACUGAGUCCUAUGUGCACCAAAAGUACUUGGAAUUAGCCCUGAUCUUUGAUAACAGUAGGUAUUUAUAUUUGAACUCCAAUCUUACUCAAGUCAUAAGUGAUGCCAUUCUUCUGACUUCAAUUGCAGACUCUUACUUUCAAGAUGUCCUUAUGAGAAUACAGCUAUUAGCUGUUGAAGUAUGGACAGACAGAAACAAAAUAAGACUUAAUUCCCCAGAGUUAUCACAAGUCUUAGGCCAGUUUGUGCAGUACAGGUCACGUGACCUACGUCUUCGGAUUCCAGCAGACUGGGCACACCUGUAUGUUCACAAAAAGUUUAAGGAUGCACUUGCUCAUCACUGGGGAAGUGUAUGUAGUAUGAUGCCUUCUGGAUCUACAAGUUCUGUGCUAGAUAGAAACAUCCUUGGCCCCGCCACUUGGACUGCUCAUGUUCUGGGCCAUAGCGUGGGAAUGACCCAUGAUUAUGAAUACUGCCAGUGUAAGGGUAGGCAUAGUUGUAUCAUGGGCACUGGACGAACUGGGUUUAGUAAUUGUAGUUAUGCCGAAUUUUAUUCACAUGUAAGUUCAGGAUUAAACUGUCUAAAUAAUCUCCCAGGCCUAGGCUAUGUGGUUAAGAGAUGUGGAAACAAAAUUGUGGAAGAGAAUGAGGAAUGUGAUUGUGGUUCGACAGAGGAGUGUAAAGAAGAUAGGUGUUGUCAACCAGAUUGUAAAUUCAAACAAGGUGCCAGCUGUAACGUUGGACUUUGUUGUCAUAACUGUCGAUUUCGUCCAUCUGGAUACAUGUGUCGGGUGGAAGAAAAUGAAUGUGACCUUGCGGAGUAUUGCAAUGGGACCUCAGCUUUCUGUCCAAGUGAUACUUAUAAGCAGGAUGGAACCCCUUGCAAGUACGAAGCCCAUUGUUUCAAACAGAGUUGUCAAUCCAGGUAUAUGCAGUGCCAAAAAAUUUUUGGACUUGAUGCCAAGGAUGCUCCUCAUCAGUGCUAUGAUGCAGUUAAUGUAAUAGGUGAUCAAUAUGGGAACUGUGGCAUUACAGGAGUUCAUAAGUAUAAAAAGUGUCCCAAAGAAAGGUCUUUAUGUGGCAGACUACAGUGUAUAAAUGUCGAAACCCUCCCUCAUAUGCCAGAUCACACUAUCCUCAUAUCCACUCACCUGCAUGAAGAAAAUCUCAUGUGCUGGGGCCUUGGCUAUCAUCUAGCCAUGGUACCUAUGGGGUUACCUGACCUGGGCGUGAUAAAUGAUGGUACCUCCUGUGGUAAGGAGCGGGUGUGUUUUAAUAGAAAAUGUGUGAAUAGCUCAGUCCUGAAUUUUGACUGUUUCCCUGAGAAAUGCAACCACCGAGGAGUCUGCAACAGUAACAGAAACUGCCACUGCCUGUAUGGUUGGGCCCCUCCGCUGUGUGAGGAGGUAGGAUAUGGAGGAAGCAUCGACAGUGGGCCUCCAGGACCACUAAAGGAAGGGGUGCCUGUCUCAGUUCAGGUUGUGUCCCUUAUGGUAAUGCGCCUUACUUUCAUAUUUAUCUCAGUGAUCCUUGUGUUAUUUUGGAAUGUCCUAGAACACUUCUGA